Messenger RNA from Cyprinus carpio (common carp), 1209 nucleotides. RefSeq lists its product as uncharacterized. NCBI's taxonomy places the organism in Eukaryota, Metazoa, Chordata, Actinopteri, Cypriniformes, Cyprinidae. The record is from RefSeq and is a predicted model, not a curated record.
AUGUGUCGCGCAAGAGCCAGACUGAGCGUGAAGUCCUGGACGUCCAGCUGUUUCGCACGGUUUGUGGAUUUGGCUGUUGUGUAUUCCCGCUCCUCAUGUGACGUCGGGCCCCAUUGCAUUCUGGGUCUUGAUCACAUGAUGCCUGUUCCCUGUUGUUUAUCUGAGUGUGAUUGUGUGGGGUCUCCCGCUCGUUUGGAGAAGUUUUCCGUGUCUUAUCUCUCGGACCGUUACUCCAGGAGUGGAUUCCAGGAGCUUGGCCUUUUAUGGAGUGGUCAGAGAGGCCAGAUAUCCCACAAUGCAGUGCAGCAGCUCUCUAUAUGUCAGCAGAGAGCAACGGUGCUGCUGUCCUGCAUCAUGGCGUGUCGUUACAGCACGAGCUCCGUCCGCUCCUCCAGCGCCGCUCGACUGCACAGCUGCUUCAGAGAGGAGUCCUCCAUCGGCUCCGUCACCGACGAGUCCUGCUGCUGCCACGGUUACCAAGGUGAUGAAGAGUCCUUUGGAGGUUACCGUGGAAACCAUCAGUACAGCCGAGCAGGACAGCAGGUUGACUGGAGCCUCGGCGAUAACAUACACGGUCGCGGCGGUUCUGGUUCCGGUGUGGGCGUGGUCAGGGCGAUGGGCGACAGCUACUUCCUGUCUGCAGACGUGAGCGGAUUCGAGCCUCAUGAAGUGGUGCUGCUGGCCUAUAAUCAGUGUGUGGUUAUUCACGCAGAGAAGACGGCCGCUGAUGGGACUGUUGCGGGCCGGUUUACCCAUAAGUCUGUGCUGCCGGCAGACAUGGACCCGUUAUCUGUGAGCAGCUCGCUGACCGAAGAGAGGAUGUUGAUCAUCAGCGUCAGACGCAGAAAAUCCUCAUCUUCCACUCUCAAACUCACCUCUGACCUUCCGGGAUCUCAACACUCAGUCGUUAUGGAUUGACCUUUUUUUUUUUUUACCUUGUCCCUUUAAUCCACAUUCUUCCAUUUGUGAUAUUUCUUUAUCUCGUCUCACUUUAUUUUCUGCACUGUGUAUUUCAAUAUUGGAAAUGUCAUGCCAAUGAAGUUCAGUAAUUCUGACUCUCGAUGGAGGAGAAUAUGAACGGCAUUGCAAUAUAUACACAAUGCAAUAAAUCUUUUCUUGAAUAUGAAUGCCUGUUGAUGAGCCACUGCAGCAAAAAAAAAAAAAAAAAUCACGUUUUUCAUAUGAAAGUAAAAGUUUAUGCAAGUAAAA